GAUACGGUGCGGAACUGUCAAUAACAGCACGUCGGUGUGUUGGUGCGAACUUUGUUUUCAUAAACAUUUCGCUGCAACAAAAGAAGCUAAAUUACACAAAGUUUCCCCGAUCUCUUGAACCUAAUGUGAUCAGGUACUUUUGUUGCAAUCUGCUUGUUACAAAUCGUAAUCGCGAUAGUAAAAAUGGCAGAUGAACGUAAUUUUCGUUCAACCUACUACGAGAAGGUUGGCUGCCGUGGGGUAGAAGAACGGAAAUCUUUGGAAAUCCUUCUGAAGGAGAAACCGCUCAAUCUGACCAAGUUGACACAGUUCUGCAUUCGGUUCACCGUUCCCAAAAUACAUGGAACUGUUCUGUGGAAUUCUCUGCUCGGCGUCACACCGGUAUAUGAUAAAUCCCGGGAAUACGUCAUGGAGCAACGGGUAGCUGUGUAUAACGAUUUGCUAAAAGCGUUGAAAACGAUGCGAAUAGUAGAUGAGAAUACACCAACCUCUCGGGUGCUGUAUGCAAUGUGGCUGUUGGAGAAAAAACAGUUGUACCUCGGUCGAGACAUUACCCAAGAAAGCCAUUUCUGUAACAUUACAAAAGUGUUGUUGGAAAUUUUCGAUAACGACAUCGAAACGUACUGGAUGGCAAAAAGUUUGUACGACUACUCCGAAGAGGUGUCCUUGGAAAUGGGCAAGCUUUCCGAUCUAACGUAUACCAUACUGGAAAAGGAAGAUAAUGGAUUGUACAUCCAUUUAAAGUCCUGUGAUAUGUUAACCGCACUGCCACUGUCCGAUUGGUACCGAUCAUUCUUUGCCGGUGUGCUGUCGGAACCGGCAUUGAUUCGCAUCUGGGAUAAGAUAUGUGGAGGAGCAAUCAAAAUUGUGGUUUUCGUAAUGAUCGAAAUAUUGCGCAUGCUGCGACGGCGGGUCCUCCGUUGUGUGGAUCAAAAGAGUCUCUUCGAAUGCAUCGAUAGUAUAAAAAACGAACAGGAAACGGCUGAUAUGAUCGUAAACGGGGCGAUCGAGCUGUGGCAGCAGAACAAGGGCCACGAAUAUAUCCCGCAGUCAAAGGUUAAAACACUCAGUUAGUCAGUGCAGCAGCACACAAGCGCGAACACUCUGUGAGAGCUACGGUUCGCUUGAAAGUGCACUAUAUGUUAAUUGUUUUAUUUUUAAGAUACCUUUGUUCAAAAAGUUCAAUACCUGUGUACUUUUGUUUAAGGAGAUAAGACAUACAACUAAAACACUGUUACUCACA
Messenger RNA from Anopheles stephensi (Asian malaria mosquito), 1243 nucleotides. Its product is annotated as TBC1 domain family member 7-like. Gene Ontology annotation, molecular function: GTPase activator activity. The record is from RefSeq and is a predicted model, not a curated record. Lineage: Eukaryota; Metazoa; Arthropoda; Insecta; Diptera; Culicidae. Gene Ontology annotation, biological process: negative regulation of TOR signaling; activation of GTPase activity. The coding region runs from base 184 to 1074 and encodes 296 amino acids. The transcript has 4 exons.